AUGCUGGUGUUUGAUUGGUUGUCUCGCAGGAGGAUUAAGGCGAAAACGCUCUACUUUCAAUGAAGCUCAAUGGAGACUUAAUAGGAACUCAGUCGAAUUUAAGCAUUUUUGUUUCUUUAAAACACCAACAGAGAUCUGAUUUAGACAGUUCUACCUCCGUGUUUAUUUAAAAAGAGACUUUAUCAGUUUGUUCGGACAGUUUUCGUUCAGAUCUUGAAGUUUUUUCUUCAAGUGUUUGAAUGAGGAAAUCAGGCUAACGGUAUGUAGCAUGCUAACCUGAAAGAGAGAGACGUUUCUGUUUCACAGUUUGACACAAAUCUACAGAAAGGUGAGUUUAGAGGACGUUUACUCACUUUAAACAACAGAAUUAAUCAAAUUAAAGUCAGUUAAUGUGGUGGUAACUGUGCGGGUAAAUCUGGGUCAGGGUUCGGACCAGGAUCAGGGACUCGGUUCUGUUCUAAUCCACCUUCAUGUCUGUCUUUAUCCCUCGAACCCAGCUCCUUCGGCAGGUAUGACCGAGUACAAACUGGUGGUGGUCGGGGCGGGAGGUGUGGGGAAGAGCGCCCUGACCAUCCAGCUGAUCCAGAACCACUUUGUGGACGAGUACGACCCGACCAUCGAGGUGAGAGAGACCGGAACCGUCAGUCCAGAUUAACCUGAAAAACCCCUGACCCUGUUCUUUAGAGGGGUCAGAACAGACCUCUGCAGACUCACCUGUCCAUACCUGUUCUCACUCUGGACUCUAACAGGAUAUAACGUCACUCUCUGUUAAGGAGCGGGUGGGUUCGGCGAUAAAACUAUAACGAUAUAUAUCGAAAAUUAAUUACCCUCAAUAUCGAUAUAAAACAUGAUCAAUAUGCUUUUCAAUAGUCAUUCUGCGAUGUUUUGGUCGACUAUAUGAUUAGUCAGGCUGGGACGAUAUGCUUUUCUCACGAUUCGAUUCUUCUGCGUUUUUUUGGAUGCUGAUUUGAUCAAAAUUGCAAUUCUACGAUAUUUUCGAUUUUUUAAAUUUUGACUGAAUAGCCAACGAAAAGGGGAGUUUCUCCGGUCCGCUUAGUGUUGAACUAGGGCUGGCCGAUCUGUGAAUUAAUUUAUCAAGAUAUCGGUCUCUUUGACGUUUUGUCGUAAGGCGUUGCUCUAGAGAAAGCCGACUGAAUGGUCGUCUGUUUCGGCUCCUCGCUCGCUCUACUCGGGGUUUGUAACCUUUUGCGCGUGCUCUGCGGCGUGGCGCUGCUUCAGGUGGUGAAAAAGAUUUGAGGUAUUCCCCGACUUUGUGAGAACAUGUACUCGACAUAAUCGUAUAGUCGACCAAACACGGCAAAAUGAUGAUUAUUGAAAAGCAUAUUGAUCAUGUUUUAUAUUGAUAUUGAGGGAAAUUUAAUAAAUUUUCAAUAUAUAUCAUUAUCAUUUUAUCCCCCAGCCCUACAUUGAACCAAUCAUGUGCUAAAUUAGAGGAAUAUACCUUCCUCAUCAUUAUAACUUACCUCAAAAAUACUGAAUAAUUUCUGUAUAUUUAUUGGAAGAGGAUUAUUUCUAGCUUUAAACAUUUGAGCUGUUUGAUGUUCCACUAUGUCUGUGAAUUUUAACACUUCAGAAAACUGCAGAAAUGUUUUUUUAAACGGUGGUUAGCGGCUGAUUUCAUGGCUUGUUUUUAAAAAGGUAAACUCCCAUAUUUACGAAUCACACGUAGGCUACUUCAACAUUAUGAUUUAAAGGAUUUAAAAUGCAUAAAUAUCAAACUGUUGAAAAGUUUGUUCAGGUCGACUCUCAGUACUUUUCAGCAGAUCAUCAUGAGUCACUUUCUGAAAGAUGAAAAAAUGAACUUUUUUUCACAUUAUAAUGUUACAAAAUAGAGGAUAUGACGAGACAGAAGAUGUAAAAACAGUUUAUUCGUUCAGGUGUGUGCUCCAUGACACCCCAGUGAAGAUUUCCAGUUUCCUGUAAAUCAUAUUCCUGCAGAUUAAACGAUAAUAAACUUUUAUUUCUGAUUCAUGAGGGUCUGAAAGAGACUUUAAUGUCGUUUCUGACCGGUCGAUGUCUGUGACUGUUUAUAAAGUGGACUUAAGGACUUAAAUCCAAAUCUGCAAAGUAAAGAUUUAAUAACAGAAGUGCAAUGAAGCUAAUGCGAAUUAAAACCAGCAAACACCAGGACCCGCUGUGACAAAUCCACCGUUAGAAAUCCGUCCAGAACCUCCUCAGAGUUGAUCCGGAGUCAGUAAAACCCGUUAAAAAGCCUUUUAGAGCAAACGGCUCUCCUCUAAACCCUCAUUAGCUCCAAAUAAUCACCUCAGACGAGCUGAAAUCUGCUCUGCUCCAUAAUCUUGUUCAUAAAUCUCUCCAGACGCCGCCGAGCGCUGACUCAGUGAACGUUAUCGUUUCAAAGACGUGGCGUUCGUGUUUCUACAUGACGGAGCAGAGUCAGAGUCAUGGGAGGAAUAUGAGGAUGAAUGUGACGUAACCCGCCGACAGGCUGCUUGGCAGGCGCUCAACUGGUGCCGCUUUGUGAUCAUGUGACUUCUGCUUACAGGACUCGUACAGAAAGCAGGUGGUGAUCGACGGAGAGACCUGUCUGCUGGACAUCCUGGACACGGCAGGUCAGGAGGAGUACAGCGCCAUGAGAGACCAGUACAUGAGGACGGGGGAGGGCUUCCUCUGUGUGUUCGCCAUCAACAACACCAAGUCCUUUGAGGAUGUUCACCUGUACAGGUACAUGAGGCCGCCAUGACCUGUCACUCAUUAAACAGUGAGGAGACCACGACUGUCCGUCAGAGCGGCCAGUCCCACAGAGGGAAAACUGAAGAUCAGGAAAUCUGAGAGAAAAUCUGCUUAAAAAACACAAAACAAAUCUGUGAUCACGUUUUCUCCUCAGGAGUGUGACUCUCUUUAAAGGGAUAUUCAGGCGUAAAACUAAUUUAGGGUCAAACCCACCGUAACACCAAGUUAGACCCCCCCUCCAGAGAUGAAUGUUGUCGACCGCUUGCUUCUCUAGUUAUACCAACUUUAGUAACAACCGCAGGAUAGAAAUACAGAGAGCCACGCCCUCAACCAAAACGCCACUCUAUAGCCACAAAUAAUGUUCAGAACAGCACCUAACUUCAUCAACAGGACAUAUAGGGUCACAGCCAUAGUACUAGACACCAAACAUCUUUUUAACUUUGACUCAUUUCUUUAGCAAAGAGACUAAACACAACUCACCUACUCUCUUCCAGCAGACGCUUGUUUGUAGAGAGACCUCAGGCCAGUCCAUUACAGACUACAGCGGGGUGCCGCAGCUCAAGGAAGAACAUUUAUGAUCAUUUCUUCAUCAUUUCCUUGAAGUAAUAAUCACCAUAUUGAUCAUUUUACAGACACGGUAGUUCUUCUGUCUUAGCGUCUCGGCCUGAUUGUAUUUCCAUGAAGAAAUGAUCAUAAAUGUUCUUCUGUAGUCUGUAAUGGACUGGCCUGAGGUCUCGCUACAAACAAGCGUCUGCUGGAAGAGAGUAGGUGAGUUGUGUUUAGUCUCUUUGUCUAGUACUAUGUCUGGGACCCUAUAUGUCCUAACCUCAGUAGAACAUGGUGUAGUUCUGUUCAGUAACAGAACCUCAUUGGAAAAUUAGCUGAUUUAACUUUACUGUGCUCUUGUUCAAAUAUAUUAACUCGACAGCACAUAAAUCCAUACCUGUUAACAAAAUCAUGAUUUUAUUGAUAAUUCGGCUCAAUAAAAACACCUUUACCUUUUCAUUUUACUACAGUAGAAGUUUAUUGGCCAAACUUAUAGACUACAGAAAUGUCUCUCUGUAUUUCUAUCAUGCGGUCUUUACUAAAGUUGGUAUAACUAGAGAAGCAAGCGGUUGACAACAUUCAUCUCUGGAGGGGGGGGUCUAACUCAGUGUUUGACCCUAAAUUAAUUUUACGCCGGAUUAUCCCUUUAACUAACCUGAAUACUGUCUGGACGGCCGGCUGUAAACCAUGACUCUAACGCUGCUGCUGCUUGUGUUUCCUGGUCAGAGAGCAGAUCAACAGGGUGAAGGACAGCGACAGCGUUCCCAUGGUGCUGGUGGGGAAUAAGAGCGACCUCAGCACUCGCACGGUGGAGACGCGACAGGCGCAGGAGCUGGCACGGAGCUACGGCGUGCCUUUUGUGGAGACGUCUGCCAAAACCAGACAGGUCAGGAAUGACUCUGAUCGUCAAACUGAGGGGAGAUAUCGGGUUUUUGACGAUCUUCUGAAAUGUUGAAAUCUUGAUGUCAUGAGUGAUCGUCUGUUUCAGGGCGUGGAGGAAGCGUUCUACUCACUAGUGCGGGAGAUUAGAAGAUACAAGGAGACCAACCGCAGCAACAAGAAGAGCAAGAAGAACACUCAGAGACGUUGCACAAUACUAUAGCAAACCACACACACACAUGCACACGCACACAAACGAAGCAGCAGCAUCCUUUACAGCACUUGUUUCAUCCGCUCUUCUUCUCCUCCUCCUCCUCCUCCUCUUUUGUCGGAGACGUCCAGCACAGCGCUCCAGGAGAAAUCCCUUUUUUCGGAGAACAUCCACGGUGCGGCGGCGGCGUCCUCUCACAGCAGGAAGUCAGACGUGUCGUUGUCGCGCAGACGUCUGCAGAGUUUAGUUUAUUUUUUUGAAGUGAGAACAAACUAUUUUUGGGUCGAACCGAAUUUUUUAAGUUUCCAAAAACCUUAAAGAGAUCGAGUCUGUGGGGAUGAAUCUCUCUUUGUCCUCUGGUCGGUGUUUUUAUCCGCUCCUCUUCUCCAUGUUGAACUUUUGCAGAUAUUUUCAAACUGUUUAUGGCCAACGCUGAUGUUUUCACGCUCCUUUGUUUUCACCGAGGAAGAAUCAGCUGUUUCUGUUUUUAUAGAUCCAGUUUGUGUCCGUCUGUCUGUCCUCAACGUUUCAAACUAGCCGACAUGAGUGAGGCGUGAACCGUCAGGCCGAUCAUUAUCUCCACAGAAACGCUCACGUCUGCUGAUCCCAUAAUUAACGUUGCCGUCGCUGAGAUCACGCCGAUUUAACCCAAACCUGCCGGGUCUCUGGUAUUCGUCUUUACAGUCGCUGUGAUGUUGUUUUUUGAAAGUCUGUCCCUCGUGUUUUUGGAGGUUUCCGUCUUCAGUGAGAUCUCAAUUCCCCCCUCAGCUGCGUCGGAUCACACCGGAAACAGAACCUCGAACCCGUGUUCCACUCUUAGGUGCACUUUAUUCCUCCCUCAUGUUCGUGGUAGAUCCAGUUAGCAUUAGUGCCAUUUUUUUUUUUAACAGUUUACCCAGAAAUCGAGUUUUUAUCCUGAGCUGAGCGUCUACUGAUGUCUCCAUGGUGAUCCGGUUUCAUGGCGUUCUCAGUGUUUGAAGGUCGUGGCUGAAAUCUUUGUGGUAGUAAAGACGACACGUGAACCUGACGGACGCUCAGAUCAGUGGUAGUUUUCCCACAUUUUUAUAGCAGUGUGUGAUUUUUUUAGUCGGCCGUUGUCAAAUAAAGUCUAUUUUUGUAGCAGCAGAAACGACAUUCCCAAACUUCACAGAUCUGGAUGAAGACUCCAGUGUUUACAUGUUUCUUCAGUCGAGUCCUGCCAACGACGACGACGAUGAGUCGAUGCAGAUUUGAGAUUUUUUAUCACUGUCAGGAAGGAAAAACUGUAAAAUGUACAAAACUUCAUCUGAUCCCGACGAGUAUUUUAACCGUCAGCUGUGUAACCUUUAAGCAUCCUGCUGUAACGAACAAGUAAACGUCUUCAGCUUUUAAAAACCUG
Messenger RNA from Xyrichtys novacula (pearly razorfish), 5729 nucleotides. Lineage: Eukaryota; Metazoa; Chordata; Actinopteri; Labriformes; Labridae. The record is from the annotation of a GenBank genome assembly.